Babesia microti strain RI is the source of this 2019-nucleotide messenger RNA. RefSeq lists its product as hypothetical. Bases 1 to 2019 code for a protein of 672 amino acids. The record is from RefSeq and is a predicted model, not a curated record. NCBI's taxonomy places the organism in Eukaryota, Apicomplexa, Aconoidasida, Piroplasmida, Babesiidae. The transcript has a single exon.
AUGGACCCCUGGGACAAAUUAGGAACUGGAGCCACGCUUCGUCGCGGCCCUCCCCGCCUAUUUCUGACAAAAGACACAGCCAUUGGUAAACUGAAGCCCUCUCCGGAAGUCGUAGAACAUAUGAUUGAAGACCUGGAAGAUCGCCUAAAACACUACUUCAAUUUGUAUGUCAAGGAAAGGAAGGACAGGGAGAUUGAACAGGAAAAAAAUUUGUUAUUACAAGAAAAAAUGAAACAAUUAUGCAGUGAAUUGGAUAUGAAAGAUAAAAAAUUAUGUGAAUUGGAACAUAACAUCAAGGAAUUGUUUAUACAUCCCAAAAAUAUCAAGGAUACCCUAGACCGUAUUGAUCUAAUUUACAUCCACUUGGAUACACUCGUUCAGGCUUUUAUUGGCAUUGCUACUUGUGCUACCCUUAAUGGGUUAAACAAAAACAUUUUCACAAAGAUAGCAUUGGAAUACCUUCAUCCUUGCAGGAACUUAGAUAGUAGACUUGAUGCUUUGUAUUCGGCGCUUUAUUCAUUACUACUUACAUCUAAUACCAAUGAAGGGUUUUUUGGACAAUCAAGCGCGGCUGCUUUGGAAGGAUUUUACGUUACAAUUUCAGAAAUAGUGUUUGAAACUAAUGUGGACAUUUGCAUACCCAACCAAAUCUAUAUAGGACUGAGGUAUGACCAUGAGGAACCUGUUAAAAUGACCAGCGCAAAAGUAGUUAAUGGUGUAUGUGCGGUUAAUUUGGACAAGCACCUGAAUUUGCCACCAAAAAGACCGGGAAAAAUACCAAGGUUUGUAAUAGAUAUUUGGUUCGAAUCAUCUUCGGAUACUGCCACAGCUAGCGUAAGUGUGAUAGAUCCAGUACUGCUGGAAGCACGUGCCCCUUGGGCUUUGUUAGUUAACAACUUGAAGAUUGGAACUGUAAAUGUUGGUGUAAAUCCUUACCCAAUAAAUGCCAGAAUGCCUGCAGAAAGGUUUAAGAUGGCGAAGGAGUUUGCCCAUGUUCAUAAGGGGGCAAAACCCAUUAUUGACUAUCACUUAUUGCAGCCUCCCUCCAACCCAUUAAUUACAUCAGGAAACGCAAAUUAUGCGACAAGUGAUGAAACUAGUAUGUCAAAGAAGAGUGUAAAUACGCAGUUACCAAGUGGAAACAAAGAAGCCGUUCCAAAGCCAAUCGUCACUGUAAAGGUUGAAUCAUCUAGUAAUGCAAAACCAACAAACAGAUCAUCCAGUAAUGUAAAAUCAACAAACAGUACUAAUUCGGACAAAAUCGUUAAUUCUAUACCCGAUGAGCGUGAUAUUAAAAAUGAUACCACACCAUUUGUACCAAAGAAACAACCACCGAGAAAGCCUGGGUUAGGGAGACCUCUGCCUAAGAGAACAACUCCCUUGCCAAAACCUAAACCACCCGCAAUAAAACGUAUUAAAGAGGAUGCUAAAAAUGAGGGAGAUGGGAUUAUUAAGACCAUACUCGAAUCGCAACCUGAAAAGGUCACCAGCAUUGACAACUCCGCCAGCCCAAAGUUGAAGGAAUUUGAUCCUACACAACCAAUUAACGAUGGCUCUACACAAAAUAAUGUAGUUAGUACACCUAUAAGUGAACAAUCUAGUAUGAAUGCAAAUAAAAGUGAUGAAGACACAGAUACGUGUGUAGAAACUACAACAAAUGCAGAUAAUGUUGAAAAAACUGAAGAAAUUCCCAAUGAAAAAUCCGUCGUAAGCUGUGAAUCCGAUGAAUAUAGAACUAAUCCUCCAAAAAUGAUUGUAGAAAGGAAGCUUUCGACUAAGAAAUCAGACGCCAACAUAUCACAGAUAGAUACAGAAGUUAGUGGUGAUCGUGAUGGAAUAGUUACAAAAAAAUCACUGACUAAUAUCCAAAUUAAAUCCAAAAAACCCCUUCCAAAUAUUAAAAUGUCGAACGAGGGGGAAACCAAAUUGGAUGAGACUGCGCCUCAGAGGAAACCAAAGUUGGUUCCACUGGUGCCUCUAGCCAAACCGAUAUUAUUGAUCAAGAAAGCGCCUAUGUGA